AUGUGGGAGGUCGUCAAAGUAAUGUUGAAAGCCCAGGCGGCUGUGAAUGUCGAUAAAUAUACAGGGAAAAAUUCUCUGAGUGACUUCCUGAGGACCUUUGACAUCAAAUACCCACGGGAAUCCUGGAGUAACCGGGAGCGGCGCGACAUAUUGGUGACACUACUGGAUGGUCCGGCAAAGCUAAUGUAUAGCAAUUUACCCAAAGGGGUACAGAGAAGGAGCAUUCGAGGAUGUAGUAGAGGCGCUAGAAAAGUCCAGGCGGGACCCAUGCAGGAAGCUCAAGAAGGUAGAAGAAUCCACAGUGACAGUGACCGAGAUUUUCUUUUGGGCUCCAAACUGCAGGCUUGCCUAUCCGAGUGGGAAGAAUCCUACCACCUGUUAGCUGCCCUGGAAGCACCGUAUGGUUUAGUAUACCAAUCAGUGCGUAAGGCUGCAUUACGGCUUGAGCGAGCACGCGAGGCGAUGAGAAAAAGAGCGCAGUUACAAGGAACCCAAGCGAAGGAUCGCACUAGGUAUAAAGCUCAUGAUAAAUAUGAGAGCGAGGAAAAUGAAAAUAAAUCAAGCGGGAAAAACGGCCCAAUUAAGAAAACAAAAUGCUUUAAAUGCGGCGGCAUGGGGCAUUACGCAAGGAAUUGUCCGAGGCAUAAUGUUCAGGAGCAACCCCCGCAUACGGACGAUAGGCAAAAGCGGAAAUUAAACGAAAGGAAAAUUUCGGGAUCGUUUUCCGCUCAUUUAGAAAAGUGGUGUAGCGCAGUGACUAGCCAAGAUAGGAAGACGCAUAUGGGAAACCCCUUCCUCUGCAAGGUACACAUGCUAGGCAUGGUGGUCGAUGCUAUGAUUGAUACGGGAUCAGUGGUAUCAAUUGUCCCCCUUCGGCCUACUAUUGAAGGCAAAGGAGAAGAAGAUCGAUCUGGACAGCCUGGUAACCAUCAUGGGGGAUGGUAA
Molecule: messenger RNA, 945 nt
Organism: Ostertagia ostertagi
Lineage: Eukaryota; Metazoa; Nematoda; Chromadorea; Rhabditida; Trichostrongylidae
Source: the annotation of a GenBank genome assembly